This is a messenger RNA of Poecilia latipinna (sailfin molly), 3838 nucleotides long. RefSeq names its product neuronal pentraxin receptor a (gene nptxra). The transcript has 5 exons. NCBI's taxonomy places the organism in Eukaryota, Metazoa, Chordata, Actinopteri, Cyprinodontiformes, Poeciliidae. The record is from RefSeq and is a predicted model, not a curated record. The coding region runs from base 400 to 2040 and encodes 546 amino acids.
GAGGCAGUCCUGCUGUGUUUUUUCCUCCAUCUCUCGCCCCCUCACUCGGUCUCAGUAUUAAUAGGCUGGAUCCUGCCGGAACCAGAGGACAUGCGCGUUGCAGGAGGAGAGGAAGCGUUUGCGCGGUGUCCCAGCGAAAAGAGAUGUUUAGUGUCGACUUUACCGUGAUCACUUAACUGUGCUGCCAAACUCGUUUUCCGCUCGCUUGUUUUUGUAGAGAGGCGUCAGGAGCCGUUUUCCUCUCUCGGUUUAGGUUCUGAUUAAUUAUUCAACUCUUUGCCGCAUCUGGAGCUGUUGCUUUCCUACAGAGAAAGAGUGUUAACAUUUCGGGGUUUUUCUGGAAAUUGAUUGCUCCCCGCCGCCACCCUGAAGUUCAUCGUGGUCAUCUUGGCCGCCGGGAUGGUGGCCUUCAUCGGAGCGGUUAUCUGCAUCAUCGCGGCUGUCCACACCGGGUCCACCAAGGCUGCCGCGGCGCAGCGGCAGCCCGCGGCCGAUAACCACUCGCUGUAUCCGGACGCGGUCGCGCAGACUCCCGCUGCCGCGAGGGGCUCCGUGGCCCGGCCCGGAUCCCUGGGAGCUCUCCACGGUUCUGAAACGCCCGAAUCCGAAGCGCCCACCUUCAACGUCGGGCUUGGCGGGAUGGACGGGGUCAGCGGACUCACGGGACACGACCCCGCGGUGAGUCGGCUCAUCUGCACCCCGCUCCCCGCCGGAGGAUGCAACCCCAGGAACUUUCAGCAGCAAGCGGACGACCCGUCGCUGUACGCCGGGGAAGACUGGGGCUACCUCCGGACCACGGCGGAGGAGCUCCGGCAGACGGUUCUGCAGCAGAAGGACCAGAUUUUAACCGACCAGAGGACCAUCAGGGAGCUGUCGGGGAAGCUGACCGAGUGCGAGAAGGGGCUCGGGGGAAGGAGCGGCAGCCCGGACAGACGCGGGAACGCCGCCGCGCUAAGAGGCGACAAGGGAGCCGAGGGGGAGAUCCACUUGGAGAGGAUGAUGGUGCGGGACAGCCCGGAUUCUGCGCCCGACGGGGUCCAUCUGCUCACGGUUGGAACUGUGGAUGAGCUCGAACAGGCAAUCACCCAACUCAAAGACCGCAUAGACAGACUGGAGACAGACAUCGGUCCGUUUUCUCACAACCGCACGGACAGCAAGUCUUCGGACGCAUCAGAGGAGGGGAACCCAGAGAGGUCAGCCGGUCCGGGCCGUGGUGCCGGUCCGGCCCGGCCCUGGGGGGUGGAGGAUCUGGAAGAGGAGCUGGAGAGGAAGGUGGAGCUGCUGGAGAAGGAGAGGAAAGCCCUGAGGCUGGAGGCAGCAAAACACAGACAGGAAAUUGACCAGGGCAUCAGCAAACUACAACACCGCAUUUCAGGCCUGGAGGAAGGCGUCACAAUGCUUUCGUUCCCGGAGGGGUUCAGGUUGUCCUUCCCGGCUCGGACCAACUACAUGUUCGCCCUGAUGAAACACGCCGUCCCCAAGCUGCGUGCCUUCACCGUCUGCCUGUGGCUGCGGCCCGCCGCGGCGGGCGUGGGGACGCCCCUGUCUUACGCUGUCGCCGAGCAACCGAACGAGUUGGUGCUCCUGCAAGACCGGAGCGCUCCGGCUGAGCUGCUCAUCAACGACAAGGUGGCGAAGCUGCCUCUGAACUUCUCUCGAGGCAGCUGGCAGCACGUCUGUGUGAGCUGGACCCAGAAAGGUGGAGCAUGGCAGGCCUACCAGGGGGGAAAGCUGAGGGGCGAGGGCCACGGACUGGCCCCGGGACACCACAUCCGGCCUGGGGGAGAGCUGGUCCUCGGCCAAGAGCAGGAUUCCCUGGGAGGCGGUUUCGAUUCGACCCAGGCCUUCGUCGGAGAGCUGUCUCAGGUGGGCCUGUGGGAUCGGGUCCUGUCGUCCGCCCAGGUCGCCAGCCUGGCUCGGUGCAGCAGAGUAACUCAGGGCGCCGUGGUUCUCUGGAGCGAAAGCAAGGUGCAGGUUUAUGGCGGAGCCACCAAAGACCCCGGGGAGCCUUGCAGUAAACACAGCAAAAGCUCCCAGUGACCGAUGGAGAGAGGAUCAUGGAAAAGAUUCAAUUCACCAACCAACGCUGAUCCAGAAUGUCAGAAAAACCAUGAAUAGCAAGGCGACAUAAGAGAGUCAUAAUCUUAGCAACUUUUCUGGGGUAUUUCUGAAGGUGAAACGGCGCGCUGCAACACCACACAUUAUUUACACAUAAAUGCAGCUGGAACAUUAGUUACUGUGCAUCAGAAAAUGUUUAAGCUCGGCUUUGCUUAGUUCGAAGUGAAAACAGGAAGAUGAUUUCAGAUUCUCAGCAACCCUCCUGACAAUUUGAUCAAGAAAAACAGAUCUAUACUGUACCUACCUGCUAGCUUUUCUGUCGACUUGUUUACUGUAAGCCUGUUCAAAUUCAGGGGCCGCAUUCUUCAAAGGACACAUGCCGGGAAAAUUGGGCAGCCUGGCCUUUCAAUUUACCACUUACAUCUGCGCAUGCCCUGUCACCUAGCAACCGUGACGGUGCCAAACACAAGCUAGCAAGAAUGUAACUCAAAAUGUUCCUGGGAUUUUUUGUAAUCAGUUUACAAUCUAUUUGAAUCUAAUUCAUUAAUUAGAUUAAGGAAGUCGAUGGAUGUCAGUGGAAGUGCGAAGGAUUCAACGUCCUUCAAAUCCAGGAGGAAGAAGGAUGAACGUCUGAGUCUUUGAAUUUGGAGCAGCAGAUGUAGCCCCUGAAUUUGGAUUCAAAUGUUCAAUUUAGUCGUUUUUAAAUUUGAAUGUUUACUGUAAUUUUAUUUUUACAUUAUCCAGAAUUGUGACAUUUAUAACACUCAGCCUUUAUGAAAAACUAUAAAAUAUAUUUAAUGCAUUAUAGUCAGAGCCAGCUAAUGUUAGCAUGCUAAUGCUAACAUGUGAUUUUUAGGCUCAUUAAAAUGUCUGACAGUAAUUCUGCUGUUCUUGUGCCUCAUAAAUGGGAAUAUAGAGAUAAUCAGUAAAAGGUGAAACUGUUUUAAUUUUUUUUUCCAACUCCAGCAUCAAAGAAAUUUUACAACAGAAAUUAACUAUAGAAGCCAUUUUCUCUCUUUUUUUUAUUAUUCGUACACAAACAACUCCUACAAAUUUAAUUUAGAAUAAAAUAAUUAGAAUUAUCUCAUGAGUUAUAUCUAGAAAUAUCUAGAUACGUCAAUCGUUUGUGAGAUUUUAACCACAGACAGAUGAAAUGAACAACACUGACCUGUUAGUGUCUUGGAUAAAGGAUUUUCUUUUUGUCCUCAAACGCAGUGUGUUAGCAGCAUUAAAAAAUGGCGUUUACAUUUUGAACAACUCCGACAAAGGCUAAAUUGUUAUGGCUAGACUGGGUCAGAGCAUCGGCACAACUUCAGCUCCUGCAGGGUGUUCUGGGCUUCUGGUGGUUAUUGAAAGGGAAAUGGAAAAAAACAACAAAAAAACAGUGCUGAACCAGCAUCUGGGUCAGAGAUGACAAAGGCCGCAUUGAUGCACACUGAGAAGAAAACAAGCUAACCGAGACAGAGUGAAGGUUUGGGCAAUGAUCCUGCUGGGAAACCAGCUUGAUUCUGCCAUUGAUGUGGAUGUUGGUUUGACAAGUACCACAAACUGAAGCGUUGUUGACAGACCAGGGACACAUUAACACAACUUCCUGUUGGCUAUGGCCUUUAAGCAAAGGUGGUGCAUCUUGCCACAAAGUGAGACAGGCUUAGGAGCUCAAACAUGAUGGAUUACGACUGUUUUGGCAGCAAAAGGGGGAUAAAGUCGCUAUUACAUGAUCUGAUUAGUGUGCUUCCCACUACAGUCCACUGUAUAUCGUAUGACAAGCAAAAAAAAACAA